Messenger RNA from Plasmodium fragile, 672 nucleotides. RefSeq lists its product as uncharacterized. Gene Ontology annotation, molecular function: GTPase activity; GTP binding. The record is from RefSeq and is a predicted model, not a curated record. Lineage: Eukaryota; Apicomplexa; Aconoidasida; Haemosporida; Plasmodiidae. The transcript is spliced from 5 exons. Bases 1 to 672 code for a protein of 223 amino acids.
AUGAAAAAUAAGAACAAAUAUGAUUAUCUGCUGAAGUUGUUACUGGUUGGCGAUUCCAGCGUAGGCAAAAGCAGCAUAUUGUGCAGAUACUCCGACAACCAGUUUGAGGAGAAGGUCCUGUCCACCAUAGGCAAAAGCAGCAUAUUGUGCAGAUACUCCGACAACCAGUUUGAGGAGAAGGUCCUGUCCACCAUAGGCAUCGACUUCAAAGUGAAGUACCUCAAAAUAGACAAUAAGACGAUCAAGGUGGGCAUUUGGGACACGGCUGGGCAGGAGAGGUUCCGGACCCUGACGUCUGCGUAUUAUAGAAACGCGCACGCGAUCAUCCUGGUGUACGACUGCACCGUGAGGGAGUCCUUCGAGAACCUGGACGUGUGGAUUCACGAAAUCGAUAAAUAUUCUACAAACAAGAAUGCCAUUAAGAUGUUGGUGGCGAAUAAGAUCGACAAAGCUAAUCACGAAGUGACGAAAGAUGAGGGGAAGAAUUUCGCCUUCGAGAAUAAUAUGUUGUUUUGUGAGACCAGCGCCAAGAAUGAUAUUAAUAUAACCUACUGCUUUGAAGAGUUAAUUCAGCAGAUUUUAAAUAACCCCUCUUUGUUAGAACUCAGCGUCGUCACCAAAAAUUUGAAGCUAAGCAAGAAGGAGGAAAAUCGAGCCAACUGCGUUUGUUAA